AUGAGACGCUCGCCGCCCCGCAGGUCCCUUCAAGCACGCGAGAUUUGCUUCCAAGUCACGGAGUGUCUUUCCGAGGGGUCUACGAAAUGCACGGAGAAAGGCAUGUGCCCGCCGUGCCUCUAUGUGCUCUCGAGUGGCGAGUACUCGUGCUACAGUCGCGACGAAGCUGGCGACUGUCCUUUCACUGACGUGGACGCCGAGUGCGACGACCCCACGUCGGAGCAGCGAAGCGCCCCAACCAGUAGCGGCGAUAGCCCGUCCACAACCCCAAGGACGAGAGGCAUGAACACGACGUCUGAACACGUCGAGUCGAAUGGCGCGACGGCACCCGAGCGAUCGCCUUCGUCCGACGCCCACGGAUCGAAGAUUGCGAAGGAAAAGAGGUCGGACGAAGGGUUGUCGCCCGCAGCGACGCUCCCCCCGUCCGUUCCGUCGGCAUCGACACCUUCGGGAGCACCACGUAGCAACGGCAUUGGCCAAGCGCUGACGCGCGAUGAGUCUGCCCCGUCAAGUACUGGCACGCCCAUGGGCGUCCAAGUGGGCCUCAUUGGCGGUGCCGUGCUGUUCGUAGUGCUAGUGCUCGUCUUUGUCGCUCGCCGCAAGAAAGGGAAGAAGAAGCAGAAGCACAAGAUAAAGAGGAACGAGGACCGGACCGUGAUGUCCCGCAACAGUCAGUGGUCCGAACGCACGUUGGACACGGCCGACACGGGCGACAACAUGUACUCGACGUACGGCUACGGGAACAACGAUCCGAACAAGGAGGGGAUCGUCAUGCUGUCCGACUCUCAAGCGAGUAGUACCUACGACCCGAGCGGAUCCUUCUCGAGGCCAGCGGCCGACUUUGUAAACUACGGUGGCAAAAUGCCGUUCAACGCGAGCAGCUCGCAGUACUACUCCGACUACGGCGCCAGCACUGGUCCAGAUGCCAUUGCCGAUGGCGGGCAGCACCACUUUGGGACCAAUGGACUACUGCCUUCGGGGCCGACACACGCCGGCGGGAACUUUGUCGACGUGACGGCUUCGUCCUCGAACUGCAGUAGGCCGUACCACGAGGCGGGGGCGACGCGGGUCGAGCAACACCCAUUGACCGUGAGUCAGCUCAUGCCUACUGCAGGCGGAGGCAUUGACGUCGCGAAGGAACGAGCGCAUGUGAGUCGACCAAAGCCGUCGAGGAAGGAGGUGGCCGAGGCGCCGAUCACGAGUCGCCGACCGCCGCCGUUUCUCGGUGUAUCGGGCGUCUCGACCGCAAGCAGCAUGCGGAGUGACUACGACAUUGUCGACCCCAUUACGAUGCAGGACGUUGAAGCGCGGAGCACGGAGAUGGUGGCCCACGACCACCGCUACCCGCGGUUUUCGUUCGAGUCGGAGACGGACCUCUGCGAUCGCUCGUCGUCGGAAGGGGACGAGAGCAUUGACGUCGAGCGACUGCACAACGGCGUUGAGCAUAUGAUUUGA
This is a messenger RNA of Hyaloperonospora brassicae, 1455 nucleotides long. The record is from the annotation of a GenBank genome assembly. Lineage: Eukaryota; Oomycota; Peronosporomycetes; Peronosporales; Peronosporaceae.